Messenger RNA from Nelumbo nucifera (sacred lotus), 2599 nucleotides. It is a transcript of the gene EX1, whose product is annotated as UvrB/UvrC domain protein (DUF3506). Gene Ontology annotation, cellular component: thylakoid membrane. NCBI's taxonomy places the organism in Eukaryota, Viridiplantae, Streptophyta, Magnoliopsida, Proteales, Nelumbonaceae. The record is from RefSeq and is a predicted model, not a curated record. Gene Ontology annotation, biological process: response to singlet oxygen; singlet oxygen-mediated programmed cell death.
AUCCUCCUCAUCACUCCUGAGUCCUGAUUCUCUCCGUCUCUGAUCUAUUCCCCUUCUUUUCCACCACAAUCACGUAGUCUUUUUCUUCUCUCUCUCUUGCUCUCUCAUUUUGUGUUCAUGGCGUCAGUUUCAGCUCCUCGUUUCCCUUCUCCAACUACUUACGCCGAUCGAAACCCUCACAAAUUCGGAAGCGCCAAAUUUGCAGUUUCUCCAUCUCGAUGUUCUCCGCCAUUAAAAAGAACCCCGAUUCAUUCCUCGUCCAGACCUUCAGACUCUGCUGUUUGUCGCUGUCAGAACCGCUCAAGUUCUCCGUCGCCAGCGGACGAUUACGUCCACGGAGGAUGGGAUUCCUUCUUGCAGGACGUCGUGAAAAAGGCAAUUAAGAGGUUCGACGACUACAAGAAUUCUUAUUGGAACCAGUCGAAGACUGGAUUGACCAUUGAUGCGAUGGAAAGGGAGAAAGACAGUAAGGAGGUUGAUGAUUGGGAUUGGGAUCGGUGGAAGAAGCAUUUCAAGGAGGUCGAAGAGCAAGAGCGGAUUGUUUCGGUUCUGAAGUCACAGUUAGUUGAUGCUAUUUAUAAAGAAGAUUAUGAAGAAGCUGCAAAACUCAAAGUAGCAAUUGCAGCUGCAGCAACAAAUGACACUGUUGGCAAAGUGACUUCACAUUUUAAUAGAGCAAUCAAAGAAGAGCGUUAUCAGGAUGCAGCUCGACUCCGAGAUUAUGCUGGUGCUGGAUUGGUGGGGUGGUGGGCUGGCAUUUCAGAAGGCUCAGGUGAUCCUUAUGGUCGAAUUAUUCGUAUAACUGCAGAACAUGGAAGAUAUGUGGCAAAAAGUUACAGUCCCAGACAGCUUGCCACUGCUACAGAUGGAGUUCCCUUGUUUGAGAUUUACCUGGCCAUGAACGACAAAGGUGAAUAUAGACAGCAGGCAGUAUACUUGAAACAGAAUAGGGGGAGCUCUGGAAGUUCUCCAAAGAAGUCAUCCAGCAGAUUAGAUGCUAGCAGCAGCUUAAAUGAGUCAGCUGAAGGAAAAGAUGAUAUAUCUUCUACAAUUACCGAAGAUACCGAAGAAGAUGGUGACGACAGAGAUGAUGAUUUUGAUGCGGCUGAAGGGCUAUCUGGUUUUCAGAAUAUCUUGCAGGAUAUGAUUCCUGGAGUCAAAGUCAAGGUUUUGAAAGUGACAUCACAAGGGAAGGUAGACAGAGAUAUAAUCUCAAAGGUAAUUGAACAGAUCAUGGAGGAAGAAGAUGAAGAAAAUGAUAUGGAGCUAGAUAUUAUAGAGACAGAAGACACAGAUAAAGCUGAGAAAGAUCAAGAUGGGAUUGAAAUGAAUGAUGAUAGUGGAGUUAGUGAAGACAGAAGUGAAAUGGCAGUGAAUGUUGUAAUUGGUGGUCUUGUACAACUUUCAAACAAUGUACCUUCUAAGGAUUUACUUCGAGUGCCAGCCAGGCUAGAGAAAAAAGGACGCUUAUCGUUCUCAUUUUCUAUAGAAAAAGAUGGCAGUAGACAGCAAGCUGGUAGUAAAGGAAAGGCAUCACCAGCUAAAAAUGAUAUUCUUCAUGGUCAACGCAGCAUUGACCGUAUAAUGUCUGAUCUUGCCAAGUUUAUCAUCACAAGGGAGAAAAUACCCAUGAAGGUGCUUAAAGAUGUAGGAGAAUUAAUAAAUCUCACCCUUAACCAAACUCAAAACCAUCAACUUCUAUCUGGGCCAACAACUUUUAAUCGCAUUGAAAUACCGACAUCUUCAGAUCCUCUGACAGGACUAUACAUUGGAGCUCAUGGGUUAUACACCUCAGAAGUUAUUCAUCUUAGGCGCAAAUUUGGUCAGUGGCAAGAAGAUGGUGGGACUCAGAAGGUUCAGAAUCUUGAAUUUUAUGAGUAUGUGGAAGCAAUAAAACUAACAGGGGAUCCUUAUGUACCAGCUGGCCAGGUAGCAUUCCGUGCAAAGGUUGGCAAAAGAAACCAGCUACCUCACAAAGGGAUAAUUCCUGAAGAGUUUGGAGUGGUUGCUCGAUAUAGAGGACAAGGCAGGCUUGCAGAACCUGGCUUCCGGAAUCCACGAUGGGUAGAUGGUGAACUUGUUAUUCUUAACGGAAAGCACAUUAAAGGGGGACCUGUUGUUGGAUUUGUGUACUGGGCUCCUGAAUAUCAUUUCUUGGUAUUCUUCAAUCGGCUAAGGCUACAGGAAUAGAUUCACAUUGUUCAUACAGUUUUAGCAUAUUCCUUUUGUUCAGAUUGGAUGAGCACAGGCAUGAAGUGUCAUGAAUGUCCCGAAGACAUGCUCUGCUAGCAUGUAUAUGCAUACAGAUUAAGGUUUUUGUUACGAUAAUCCAGUAAGGUAUUAUCUUUUGAGACCAUUAAAGAGAAGGUACUAUUUUGAAGUAGAGCAGUAGAGAGAACUAGGUGACAUUGGAGCAUAUGUGCAGAGCUGACUCACUGACAGGAACACUUUAAACACAUUCAUUUUUCUUCAGGCACUUCUUUUCCUCCCUGUAUAUCAAUGGGAUUGCAUUCCUUUGUAUAUAGUGCAAGUCAACUAAUCAACAGGUUAAAAUCUUUGACGUGUUAUUUAUCAGAAAAAGAAAUUUUUAUCUUUGUUA